GUACAACCCGCACAUUUGACAACGAAAACAUGGCAGAAUCUGGCGCCGUGACCACGUCGUCUACGUCCGAGCGGGAGUUCGUCGUGCCGCUGUCGCAGAACCUGCAGCAACGCCUAGGAGACCGACAGUAUGAGAAGCGCAAAGGGGCUGCUCUGGAAGUGGAGAACCUCGUGAAGCAACUCGCGGAGAGCAAGGCGCCGGCAGACAAAGAUGCGAUUCCGGUGGUGAUUGACUUGUUGGAGAAGAAGUUUACGCGGUCCGUGAAUGCGAACUUCCGCAAGGGGGGACUCAUUGGACUGGCGGGGACGGCGAUUGGACUUAUGCAUAAUGCCGAACUGUACCUGGAUGCGCUCAUCCCCCCUGUGUUGCACUGCUUUGACGACACGGAAGCCCGAGUCCGGUACUACGCAUGCGAGAGCUUGUACAACAUCGUCAAGGUCGCUCGUGGCGCUAUCCUCAAGUACUUUAACCAGAUCUUCGACGGGUUGUGCAAACUUUUUGCUGAUGUGGACACGGACGUGAAGAACGGUGCGCACUUGCUCGAUCGACUGGUCAAGGACAUUGUCACCGAGAGCGAAGUGUUCGACGUGGACAUGUUCAUUCCGUUGCUGCAGAACAACAUCCGCAAGUCCAACCCGUACAUCCGCCAGCUGAUUGUGGGCUGGAUCACCGUCCUCGACUCUGUCCCGGACAUCGAGAUGCUGGACUACCUUCCCGACUUUCUCGACGGCCUCUUCAACAUGCUCAGCGACGGCAACCGCGAAAUCCGACAGGCGGCAGACAGCGCCUUGAGCGAGUUCCUCCGGGAGAUCAAGUCGACGCCAUUCGUGGAUCUGGGGCCCAUGGUGCACAUCCUCGUGGCGCAGUGCCAGUCCAAGGAGCGGUUCACGCGGCUAACGGCGGCGACGUGGGUGCUGGACUUCGUCGUGCUGGGGAAGGAGCGCCUCGUUCGCUUCUACGCCGAGCUGCUGGGGGCGAUCUUGACGUGCAUUUCCGACGCGGAAGGCGAGAUCCGGCUGGUCGGCGAACGGGCCAACGCCGACUUGCUGGCGCUGGUUAAAGCCACCACAGGUGACGUGGACUUUUUGCCGCUGAUCGCCAAGUUGAACGUGGAACUGGUCAGCACGUACAUCCCGACGCGGCUGGCGUCGCUUACGUGGAUCUCCAUGUUGUUGGAGAAGAAGCCGACGCAACUGAGCUCCCAACUGAGUGCGUUGCUGCCGACGUUGCUGAAAACCCUCAGUGACACGUCGGACCAAGUGGUGUCGCUCAACUUGGAAGUGCUCGCGCGCCUGAGCACCAACUUGACCCAGCUCGAGUUUUCCAAAGUGCUCCAAGCCGUGAUCCAGCUCUUUGCCACCGACGCCCGCCUCUUGGAAAAGCGAGGGUCCCUGAUUGUGCGCAAACUGUGUACUCUGUUGGACGCCAAGAGCAUUUACAUGGUGUUUGCGACGGUGUUGAGCUCCCACGAAGACCUGGACUACGUGUCACUGAUGGUGCACACGCUCAACCUGAUCUUGCUUACGGCCAACGAACUGGAACACUUGCGGGCGGUGCUGCGACGCAGUUUUGAGCCGAAAGCGUCCAAGGACGACGUCGACGUGUUUACGACGCUGUACAAGACGUGGUGCCACAACCCCGUGUCCACGUUCAGCCUGUGUUUGCUGGCCCAGUCGUACGAGCUGUCGAGUGCGCUCGUGUUGAAAUUAUAUCCUUUUCACCGUGUGAUAUAUAUAUAUAUAUUUUUUUUCUAUGCUUUCAUGGUUUCAUUAACCGAACGAAUGCUGCACCAGCGAAAUCGACGCGUCCGUGGGGUUUUUGAUGCAAAUUGACAAGCUCGUGCAGUUGCUCGAGUCUCCCAUCUUCAUCCAACUGCGCCUGCAAUUGCUGGAAACUCACGCGACGUACCAUGUCAAUCUCAUGAAGAGCAUGUACGGCCUCCUCAUGCUCUUGCCACAGAGCUCGGCGUUUCGGACGUUGCGCGACCGACUGGCCAGUGUGACCUCCAUGGCGAUGGCCAUCUCUCGACCCCAGUACCAACCCCCCCCGCCACCUCCGGCGUCGCCUGCCACCAGCACCGAGAAGAAGGAGGGCGUUGUCGGCGUGUCGGUGCCUACCCUACUGGCGCAUUUCGAUGCGGUCCAAGCCAAGCAUACUGCCCUUCGUCAGCAUGUGUUGGCCCAGAAGUCGGUGAUUCGCCAACCUUCCGCCCUGCUUCCUUCUACGACUUAAUGGACGUUGAUAGUAUGGUAAUGUCAAAGCUGAUGGAGACACGAGAACGGUACUUUGGCAACGAGGCCGAGCUCUCGCGUACUAUGACGCUGGGUUUUUAGUCUAUGGCACGUGGGGGAAAGAAUGUACCAUCCGCAAUGAAAACCAAAGGGAUGGCAGCACUCCCAUGGAGGAUGGGAGGUCUCAUACACCCACACGCCAAGGAUCAAUGCAUACUUCUCGCUACUGCAAUGCUUCUCCAUGGGGCUAUCUAUCCCUCAGAGAGAAGAUUGACCGGACAUGGCAUGUCUAAGACAAGCUCCCACAUGUAGAUGCAACGACGGUGCGCCGUUGUGGAACGAUGUGAUCUCACGACAAUUCGUCACUGG
Molecule: messenger RNA, 2600 nt
Organism: Aphanomyces astaci
Lineage: Eukaryota; Oomycota; Saprolegniomycetes; Saprolegniales; Verrucalvaceae
Exons: 10
Coding region: 30-1832 (600 amino acids)
Biological process (GO): phosphatidylinositol biosynthetic process; positive regulation of kinase activity
Cellular component (GO): PAS complex; endosome membrane
Source: RefSeq, a predicted model, not a curated record